Rhopalosiphum padi (bird cherry-oat aphid) is the source of this 999-nucleotide messenger RNA. RefSeq lists its product as uncharacterized. The record is from RefSeq and is a predicted model, not a curated record. Bases 187 to 999 code for a protein of 270 amino acids. NCBI's taxonomy places the organism in Eukaryota, Metazoa, Arthropoda, Insecta, Hemiptera, Aphididae. The transcript is spliced from 2 exons. Gene Ontology annotation, molecular function: nucleic acid binding.
UUACUCACUAUUUUUCUUACAUUUGGAGCCCCUAAAAUACUUCAGAGUGAUAAUGGACGAGAAUUUGUUAACUCCAUUAUUAAGGAAUUAAAGGAUCUGUGGCCACAAUGUACGAUAGUCCACGGCCGACCACGUCAUCCCCAAAGUCAGGGAAGUGUUGAAAGAAGUAAUCAAGACAUUGAGAAUAUGAUUCGUGCUUGGAUGAAGGAUAACCAAUCUAAAAAAUGGUCGGUUGGAUUACAAUUUGUACAGUUUCAAAAAAAUUCGUCUUUCCAUCGAAUAAUAGGACGAUCGCCGUAUAAAGCAUUAUUUGGAUGUGAUCCGAAAAUUGGAUUGUCUUCAUCAAAUCUUCCAUCAGAAAUAAUAAAAAAACUAACCACUGAAGAACAUCUUGAAGAAAUUUUAAAUAAUAUUCAACCUGAACAUGAAAAAGAACAGAUUACAUCAUAUUGUAGUAUUUGCAAUACAGAAAUGUUAACUGAGGUUGAAUUUGCCGAAACUAUUAUUUGUGAUUUAUGUAAAACUAGUGAAAAAAUAAACAAACAACGUCAACUUGGAUAUCAAGGACAAGAAAAAGCAGCUGAAAUCAUGUUAAAGGUCAGCCAAACAAGGGUUCCUGAUUUACAAAUUGGCGAUUGCGUCUUAAUAACAGUACCUAAAGUAGAUCGAGGACCGUCAGAUCCUGCCAAUGUAAUUGCAGUUAUUGUCAAUCAGAACGAACAUAAACUUCACCAACUCGGAACUCAGUAUGGCUUAGUAAAAGGGUGGUACAAUUCAGCAAGUUUAAAACCCGCGACAUCUAAUUUUUUUAAAAUUACCGAAGUUAAUAAUGAUAAAGAACUUACAUUACGUGAAACAGUUUCUCAUAUUUCUGGGGGACAAGGUUUUUUAAGUUGCAUUUGUAAACGCCAAUGUGAAUCAAAACGUUGUGCUUGUUUUAAAGCUUCGGUAAAAUGCAACAGUCGUUGCCAUAGCUCUAGUAUUUGUAAAAAUAAGUAA